Micromonas commoda is the source of this 1093-nucleotide messenger RNA. RefSeq lists its product with no specific name. Gene Ontology annotation, molecular function: protein binding. The record is from RefSeq and is a predicted model, not a curated record. The transcript has a single exon. Lineage: Eukaryota; Viridiplantae; Chlorophyta; Mamiellophyceae; Mamiellales; Mamiellaceae. Gene Ontology annotation, cellular component: peroxisomal matrix; cytosol. Bases 14 to 1003 code for a protein of 329 amino acids. Gene Ontology annotation, biological process: protein import into peroxisome matrix.
GUCGUCGAUCGCCAUGGGGCGCUUCAAGACCCAGCACAACGGGUACUCCCUCGCGUUCUCCCCCUUCGUCGAGGGCCGCGUCGCGGUCACGACGUCGCAAAACUUUGGGAUCAUCGGCAACGGCGUGCAGUACGUCCUGGAGCAGCGGGGCGGACCGGGGGCGCCGCUCGUGGAGGUGGCGCGUUUCGACGCCGCGGACGGGCUGUACGACUGCUGCUGGAGCGAGGAGAACGAGUCGGUGCUGGUGAGCGCGAGCGGCGACGGCAGCGUCAAGGUCUGGGACGUCGCCGCGCCCCCGCAGGCCAACCCGCUGCGAUCGCUGGAGGAGCACACGCACGAGGUGUACGCGGUGCACUGGAACCAGGUGCGCAAGGAUUGCUUCCUGAGCGCCUCGUGGGACGACACCGUGAAGCUGUGGUCCCUCGCCGGUCCCCCCGCCUCCCUCCGGACCUUCGCGGAGCACUCCUACUGCGUGUACGCCGCCGUCUGGUCGCCGCAGCACGCCGACAUCUUCGCCACCGCAUCCGGCGAUUGCACCCUCAAGGUGUUCGACGCGAGGACGCAGUUCAGCACGCUCACGAUCCCGGCGCACGAAUACGAGAUCCUGUGCUGCGACUGGAACAAGUACAACGAUUGCGUCGUCGCCACCGGCAGCGUCGACAAGACGGUGAAGCUGUGGGACAUCCGCUCGCCGAGGCGGGAGCUGGCGUGCAUCGCGGGGCAUCAGUACGCGGUGCGAAGGGUGCGUUGCGACCCGUGGAACGAAUCCAUCGUGUACACGUGUUCGUACGACAUGACGGUGGCGAUGUGGGACUACAAGACGCAAUCAAUGGGCGGUACGGUCGGUGGGGGCAUCGCGGCGCCGUUGCGGCGGUGGGGGCAUCACAGCGAAUUCGCCGUCGGUCUCGACGCGAGCGUGUUGGCCGAGGGCGUGGUCGGCUCUUGCGGGUGGGACGAGCAAGUCGCGGUGUGGCACAGGGACACGGACCCGGCGAUGAUGUGAGUGGUGGAGCGGUGGGUGUGGUGGACGCGUGGACGGGUGUGGCGUAGUCGCGUUACUCUUACGUUUGAUGACAAGUCUAGGAAACGAAUC